Aegilops tauschii subsp. strangulata is the source of this 444-nucleotide messenger RNA. Lineage: Eukaryota; Viridiplantae; Streptophyta; Magnoliopsida; Poales; Poaceae. The record is from RefSeq and is a predicted model, not a curated record.
AUGGGCGGCGACGGUGGCGGUGGCGGCACGAACAGCGGGGAGUGGACGGAGUCCCCAGCCGCCGACAGGGCGAGGGCUUGCUCCAGCCCAUCCCAGCGCGCGUCCACCUCUGGGCGGCUAGCCUCCAGCGCCUGUUGCCGGGCCUCCUCGAGGGCGGCCUGGUACUCCGCCUCUGCCUCCUCGUCCUCCGGCUAUACAUGCGGGGGCGGCGGUGGGACAUCGUCGACACCCGAGCGCUGUUGCUCCUCGUGUUCGAGGGCGAACCAAGCCUCCCAGUUAGGAGAGUCGGCGGCGUACUCGGGCAGUCGGCGCUGCUCCGGCGUGAGCUACGUGCGGCGCCGGCGCACCUCGUCGUCGUGCACCCGCUGGCUCCGCGGAACCCCCGGCACCGGGAUCCGCUGGGGAUCCAAGUGCCAAUGGUGCGGCAGCGUCACGUCAGGGUAG